Molecule: messenger RNA, 14079 nt
Organism: Mytilus californianus (California mussel)
Lineage: Eukaryota; Metazoa; Mollusca; Bivalvia; Mytilida; Mytilidae
Exons: 67
Coding region: 96-10217 (3373 amino acids)
Biological process (GO): signal transduction
Molecular function (GO): protein binding
Source: RefSeq, a predicted model, not a curated record
GAAGCCUCACGCUGCCAGUUAGAUCAGAAAACUCACCUUCUGAUGAUGGCGUUUUGAAUUAUACAAUAAAAUUUGUAUGUGUCUGGUGACAAAAGAUGGACUUUUUGAGUUUGGCUGAAGCCACUGCAUCUUUACACAGUGGUCGAAUUUCUCUUAGAGAUAUAAAGAAAUAUUUAGAGAAGGCAAGCUAUGUACCAUCAAAAUUAGAAUUUUGCAAAAAUGCCUAUAGUAAUGAUGCUGCUCUUUAUCUCCACAAAUCAGGAAAGAGGAAAUUUGUGAAUCUCACAGACUUACAUCUCCAAGGAUGCACUCAGAUUACAAAUGCGGGUAUUAAAUGGCUUUCGAAGGUAUUGGAAGAGGCAAAAAAAUGCAAAUAUAUAUAUUUAGAUGGGUGUCAUCAGUUGACAGACGAUGAUGUGGCUUUACUUCUGACAGCUGUGCCUAGUGUUACAUUGGUUUCGCUGACAGGAGUCUCCAUCAGACAUCUUAGUCAUCCUGCAGUCAAAACUUUUCUGAUCAAUGGUUGUCCUAUACUAACUGGAGAAGAAAAUCUUGUUGAUAUGAACCAUAGUCAUGCAAUAGUAGUACCACAAAGACAUUUAGCUGGUUAUUUUGUUGAGUUUGUUAAGACAAAGAAAACUCUUCAGAAGCUUGGUUCAGGACCGCUACAAUCAUUCAGUCAAGAAACUGAUUUACCAAUAAAAGACUGGAAAGUAACAUUAACUGAAGUCCUUUUAGAUCAUCCAAUGUUUGAUGUGAUGGUCAGUAGCCACCCUGUUCAAGUUAUUAUCACCUUCAAUACUUCAAAAGGAGAUUUGGAGGGAGUUAAGAAACAUAUUGUUGAUACAAUAACACGGGUUGUUACAAAGGCUGCUUUCACCACAGUUUAUCCCAAAAAUAAAGAACCAGAGGUUAAAAAAGAAGAAGUGGAAAAUGAUGAGACAAAGAAGGUUGAGGGAGAAGUCCCAGAAGAAACAGAGAAUAAAGAAGAAGUGAAAGUUACAUCAGAAAUAAAGAUUCCAGAAAAGAAAAAGCCUGAAGAGAAGAAGACUGAAGCAGUGAAAGAAAUAGAUGAAAAACCAGAAGAUGUUAGACAUUUCAGAGAAUGUGAAUUUAUAUUAAUACAAAUAGGAAAACCAUCUAAAUUGAUUGAGGAGAUACAAGAGUUUAUAUCAGGAGAAUUUUUGACAACAAAAUUAGAACUUCUAGACAAGUCAAUAGAGUACCAUGAACAACAUUUCUCUGAUUUGGAUAUGGUAGGGCAGAAUGCAUAUGCAUCACUAUGUGCAGCUAAGGAAAAAUUAGAAACUUUCAAUACACAGAAAAAUGACAGAAUACAUUUCAUGUCCAUGGAUAUGGAUUCUGAAGAGUGUUUAAAUAGUGUUUAUGACAAGAUGACAGAAGUUUUGGAUUGUCGGAAACACCAUCAGGAAAUAAGAUACAAGAUUGCAGAAAAGUUUGAGAAAUACCUAAGUGUUGUCUUAGAAACUGUGAAGAAAAAUGAAAUUAUUGAUAUAAGUUCUGGACUUACAGAAAGUUUUGACAUUUCAGGAGCUGAGUUCCUCUCAAUUGCAAAACUUUUACAGGAACAGGGGAAAGUUGUUAUCCUGCAACUUUGCUCAAAGACACUUAUAGUAGAUCUAGAAUUCUUAAAAUCUAUGGUUGAUAAAGUUGGAAAACAUUCGUCUAGUUCAACAAGCCUAAACUAUUCAACUGCUAUUAAAAAUCAAGGGAGAGCACUGACACUUGACAGAGCAUCAAAACAUUUUGGUUGUACAUUGAAAGAGGAUGAUGAAAAGUCGACAUUGUUACUGAAGAUUUUACAGGAUUAUUGUGGAUUAGUUGAGUUACCUGUAUGGAGAUUGAAACCAGAAGAUCAACAGUUUAUAUAUGUUGUUCAAGAAAAAUUGGAAAAACUCUCCGUCUCAUUGGAUACAUUUUACAGUGAAAAGAAACCAUCAAACUUUGUUGUUAUGGAAAAGUCUUAUAAGUUUAUCUACCCUGUUGCCAAGGAAGUGUUGCCAGGUGUUGUGUCUUCUGCUGCUAAAUAUGGCAGACCUAUACUGGUAACUGCAGAUGGUGCUGUCUUUCAGAUAGGUUGUGUACAGACUGUUGUAAAAACUUUGAAUUGGUCAGGUGACAACAGAGAGAUUGUAGUUCAGACUAAAUGUUACCUGCCUGAUUUAAAAACAGAGCCUGUCAAUGAUGAAACAGAGUUUUAUGUUAAAGAGUACACUUGGAACAUCUUUUGCUUAUACACAGACAUGAUUGAUAAAGUUCUAAAACAACGUGAUAUCAUAUAUCUAGAAUCAGGAGAUGUUCCAAAUGGUUUUGUUCACAACUCUUUUGGUUGCAAACAUCUUUGGAAGAAAAUUGACAGUAUGUUCAACCAGUCUGUUUGUUCCAUGUGUAACAGAUGCUGUGGACUAGGCAGGAAGUGUAAAUACAAUGGAAUUAUGGGAGAUAAUUUUAGAGAGUGUCUGUGUAAAACAUCUUUACCAGGAUGUGUGGAUUGUGGGAUUUGUACAGAUUGUGCUGCUGACUUAUGGGAACUUAGAAGUUAUUUACGACCACAGGUUUAUUGCAACAAUAAAAGGGUUGUGCAAAGUCCAUCCACGUAUUUGGAAAGUGUAUUAAACAAGGUUCCACUAGAUCCUUUAGCUUACAAUGAAGUAGAGAUGAUUUAUAGCACAGACGGGAGGAAGGGUAUAUUCCUUAGAGAAGCAGAAGAUGGUGCUAUUAUUAGCAUUUUCCCUGGGAAGGCCACUGCUUUGUCAUCAGCUGAUCAAGUGACCACUGGAAAAAUUGUUGAGAAGUUUAAGACAUUGAUUAAGGAUGUGGAAGACCCUUUAUAUCUUUGUAACUAUGGUGACUGUGUUAAAAUCAGAAUAUCAGAUCCUUGUAGAAUAAUUGCUAAAGAUGGUGAACUGGACUUGACAGCAAUUAAAGAGUCCAAAGUUGUUUAUCAGCCAAUAAUAAGCAGAGAUCUUAAAGUCAGCCAUGAAACUGGAUUGUUAUGCUAUGAACCAAGAUCAUCUUCUUCACCAGUUGCACAGUUUAUUGGAGUAGAAUGCUUCUCAGAAAACAUUAAAAAAUUUAGUUAUAAAAUAAUUCAUGAAGGUAAAAGCAGGUUUAUUGGCAUAGGAGUUGCUCCCAGGGAUUAUGCGCCCAACAGAAUGCCAGGAUGGAACCCAACCUCAUAUGGAUACCAUGCUGAUGAUGGAGGAGUCUAUACAGGGAAAAGUUCAUCCAAUACAAAAUUUGCCAGGUGUUACAAAGGUGACAUAAUGUCUGUGUAUUGUGAUACUGAAGCCAAAGAUAUCAAAUUUUACAAGAAUGAUAAAAUGAUAUACAAAGUACCAGAAGAAUCAAUCACUGUACCAAUAAAUGGAUUUUUCCCCAUGGUGUCUCUCCAUUCAACCGGAGAAUGUGUAAAACUAUUGGAGAAAGAACCAUGGACACUUCGAUCGAAUCGUACUUUCAGUAAUUCAUGGAAAUGGAGCUAUGACUCUUACAAGUAUGGAAACAUGUGGAUAAGUCCAAGAAAGAAUUUAUUAAUGACAGCGAAAGACAAAACAGAUUUUCUAACCGGAUGGGUUAUACUACAUAAUCCUACCAAAGGACUCAUAGGAUAUCAGAUUAAUCCCGGAGUACUUCUAGAAUCUAUAGAAAUUGGAUCACUUGGGCCAAAUGAAUCUCUUCCUUUACACUUGAAAAGAAAUACUCCAGAAGAUGAAGAAGUAGUGAUUGAAUGGAUUGCAAUAAAUAAGAUCAAAGAUUAUAGUAUUGAUGAUAUAAAACAACUAUUUACUGAGGCUCACGAAAACAGAAAGUAUAGUCACAAGUUAAAAGUGAAAAAAGACGGGAAAGCUUCAAGUACAGAAACCUUACCAACAUUUAGUGAGACUGAAGAUAUUGAUGGGUAUAAACUUGAUGUGAUAAAGAAUUCUACUCUAGUGAACUCAUAUGUGUUGAAAAAAGGAAGAUACUGUAUUGAGGUUGCUAAGAUAGAUGGUACAGAUGAGUAUUUAAUGAAGAGACCAAAAUGCCCAUCCUUUAUGUACCCACCAAUAUUGAAGAGAGGAUUGAAAGUUAUUACUUGUGUUAAAGUUAAGGGAUCUGAGACUGUGAAGUAUGAAGAGAAAGUUAUAAGUAGAGUACAAGAUGACGGAAAAAUUGAAUAUAUGCUAAGUAAAGAUGACGAUGAAGAUGAGGACAGUUUGGGACAAUCUGAAUGUAUGCUUCUAACGGACCAAGCUUAUAAAGACUUACAGACUCUUAGAAGGGAGAAAAAGGAGGCUGGGAAUGUCAUUAUGUAUUCUGGAACUAAAGAACAGCACCGUUUAGAGAAGACCUUUGUACCAGCACCACCUUUCUUGAUAACUAAGGGAAGUAGUUCUGCCUUAGACGUGGCUGAUAAUGAAUGGAAAACAAAGGCGAUAUUUGCACACAGUUCUUGUUGCCAGGUGAUUACACGUCCAUCUGUUCAGGAACAAAUCAUAACAUUACAUUCUAGACAUUUGCAAGAGUGGUCAAGUAUUAGAAAAACUAACUUUGAGAUCCCUUAUUCUCUGGUGUACCUUCCUUCUGGCUUGGAUGAUGAGACCUUGAGAUAUCCUGUUGCCAUGACAAUGUUUGAUGAUGUUAAUGUUCACAGACUUUGUUGUAUGCAUGAUGACAAUGAACUAGGAAUUAACUACAUACAGCCUACAGUUGCUUAUCCUAAAGUCAAGAUAGAUUAUAGUAAUGAUAAUUUACAGUCUGUCUAUGUACAUGAUGGUACCAGACCAAAUCUUUACCACUUGAACCAACCGAAGCAGACAUCUAUACACUUCAUGGACUUGCCAGGUUUUCCUAUGAAAAAGAAUAUCCCAGUAGAAUACAGUUAUGGCAAUCUAUACCAGGCAUGGAAUUAUGUUGCACUUCUGACACACAAGUUGAAAAUUCCGCCUAAGAUGAAGAUGCUAAAUGAAAACAAGGGGAAAUGGAAGCAGCAGCAAAUAGAGACAUUACUGUUCCAGUUAUUACAACCUUAUGCCUCAUUAUGUGGUUUGUUUGCUACCCAGCAUGGUGGCCUAUCUUCCCAGGGUGCACCAGGAAAUCUCCUUGACUGGAUUACUGAUCUUGUUGGUGAAGAUGUCCCAGUGAAACAAGUUAGAUCAGGAAUGACAGCUGAGGAACCAUUAUUUAUGGAAUAUGGCCAUAUUCUAGCAUGUAGAGCACAUGCAUAUAGUCGUGGCGAUUAUGUAUCCAUACCAAACUACUCUCUUGAAUCUGCAUAUUAUGAACCAUAUGAACAAUUUGCAGAAACUUUAACAGUUCAAAGUCAGGAUUUGAAUACAUUACCAAGUAACCUCUUGACAACGUUUAGAAAUAUACGAGUAAUUUCAAUUGUAAAUGUUGCCUUGCAUGACACACAUAUAUUUCCAAGUGGGUUAUCAAAGUGUAACAAUUUAGAAGUUCUCAUUCUAGCCAAUUUGAAGGGCAUCAUUGAGCUACCAAAGGACAUCAUCAGUGGCCCAUUGAUGUCAACAUUUUUCAUUCACAACUGCCCAGUAAAAAAGCUGGACUUUGAUUGGCCAGUCAAAAACAAGUUGACUAAUUUGACCUUGAAAGGACUGUUGAUAGAAGAUAUUCCUGCUAAUAUUGGAAGGUUGAAAGAUCUAGAAGAAUUAUGCUUAGAUUACAAUCCAAUUACCAGCUUACCAAAAGAAAUAGAGAAUUUGACAAAACUGAGGUUUUUAAGUGUAAAAGGAGUACCAUGGAUUGCUCCUGAGGGAAAGUUUGACCAAAUGCCAAAACAAGUCUACACCAUGUGGCACAUUGAAAAUCCAUAUGUAAAAAACAACAUUGGAGAGGAUGAAGUGGAUAGGAUGUUCACUGAAUGUGAUGUCAACAAUAAUGACAUUUUGGAGAAGUCAGAAUUAGCUAGACUUAACUUGCAGAUUAUGAAAAAGAUUCCAAGACUAGGCUGUCAGUCAAUAGGUGAUACAGAAUAUGGCGGAAUCCCAGCUGGAGUUUUUAAAUUAACUUUGUUACAAACUUUAGACCUGUCCUACACGGCUGUAACACAGCUUCCUAUGAUGACUAGAGAAAUCCUGACCCUUCAGACUAUCAAUUUAGAACAUUGUCCUCUGUUAGAGAGUUUAGACGGGGAUGUUGGUCUCUUACCAAACCUCAGAACUUUAAAUCUGAACAGCUGUGCAGCUUUAGAAACACCUCCACGAGACAUUGUUAAUCGUGGGUUUGAUUCUGUCAAAGCAUUUUUACAGAAGAUGGCUGGAGGUUUCACUGAGUGUCUAAGAACAAAACUGAUGUUUAUUGGUUUAGGACAAGCUGGAAAAACUACUUUACUGAGGGCCUUACAAGCUACAAACAAGAAAUUCUCUGGAUCUAUUCCUAAAUUAACUGAUGGAAUUGUGAUCAAAGAUUGGAUUGUGCCAAUUGAUGAGGAUGGCAAUAAGAGCAUAAGAUUUAGUUGUUGGGACUUUGCUGGACAGACAGUAUACUACAAUACACAUCAGUUUUUCCUCUCUAAACAAGCUGUUUACAUGUUACUAUGGAAUAUGAGGAUGGGAUUUGAACAUUCCGGACUGGAUUUCUGGCUUAGUUCAGUUGUCUGUCAUUGUCCAGAUUCACCUGUUAUUGUUGUUGGAACCCAGCUCGAUCAGAUUCCAAUGCCAGACAUUAGAGAAGAUGAAUUGAGGAAGAAAUACCCACAGAUCAAGAAAUUCUGUUAUGUCAGUUCUACACAGGGAACUAAUAUAGCAGAAUUACAACAGACACUGGUAGAUGUUACUUUGAAUUAUUGUCCUCAAAUGAAAAUGAAAAUUCCACUUUUGUGGCUGAAACUUGAAGAAAGUAUAGUCACUGCCAGAAACAAACAUAAAAGUAACAUUAUAGAUUGGGAAAAAAUUCAAGAAUUUUCACAGGAAAAUGGCAUCAACGAUGAGAAAGAUAUCAAGCUUGCUGUGCAGUUUUUAGACGACCUUGGUAUUGUCCAGUACUUUGACACAGAGGUUCUCAAUGACAAAAUUGUCAUAAAUCCACAGUGGAUUGUAGAUGUGAUGGCAAAAGUUGUCUCUGUCAAUGAAAAAUCUAUCAGGGAAACCAAAGGAAGACUCUACCACAAGUAUAUACCACAGAUAUGGAAAGAUUAUGACUCCAGUCUUUAUCAGUGGAUGUUGAGAUUAACAGAGGCAUUCGAUCUGACUUUCCCUAUCCCAGAGGAUGGAGAGAAGAUGAAUAUUGUGCCUUGUCUCUUACCAGAAAAGGAACCAGUUGAUUUACCAUGGCCAUAUCUAACAGAAGAAGAAGGAAUCAGAGAAAGCAAGAUAGAGUACAAGUUUACUUAUCUACCUACAGGACUCUUCAAUAGAGCACAGGCCAGGUUGUUUAGCCAAGGUUUUAAAAUGGACCAAGAGUUCUUGGAUCUUAUGUGGAAAAGAGGUUCCAUCUUAAAGAAGAAUGACCAUUACGCCUUAGUAAAACAGACAAAUGAUUAUGAUAUGACAGUUAUUGUCCAGGGAGCCAGACCUAAGAAUAUACUAGACCUUAUCCAUGAAACAAUCAGUACUUUAAUCAAGGAUAACUUCCAAGGUGUGGACUAUGAUUAUUGUAUACCUUGUCCUGACUGUGUGGAGAAAAAGGGAACCAGAGAACCAUUCUUGUUCAAAGCAGAUUUGAUAACCAGAGCCCACAGUGUUAGUGCGCCAUUCCUACAGUGUACCAAAUAUUUUCAUACAGUGUCCAUAGGAGAACUCAUUAAUGUACUACCAGACAACAGGGAUACAGAGUUUGAUGUACAGAUGCAGCAGAGUAUAAGUGCUCUACAGGAGAUUAGUACAAACAUGGCCAAGGAUGUAGCUAUACUGUAUUGUCCAGAUGAUUUGCCUACUAGUGAGAAUAAAGGAACGAUUGUUGAUCCAAGACAGAUUCAUAAAGAUUUAGUGAAGGAAAAGAUCAGCUGUUGGAUUCCAGAUGAUAUAGAUAAAAUACCUGAAUUGGAAAUGACCAUGGAAAUUAAGAAUUCUAAAGUACUAGUUGUCUGUAUGACUGACAAGUUUGUAAAACACCCCAAAUGUCAUCAGAUGUUCCUGUAUGCAACAGAACAAUUGCAGAAACCAUUCGCAGUAGCAGUUAUGGAUGAAUCGUUAGGCUGGCAACAGACAGACAUUGGCUUCAAGAUUGGCAAUCCAUUAAUGGCAAUGAUAAAGAAUGUAGAAAGAUAUCCAAAGAAAAUCCUUGACUUGAUAGAAAUAGUAAAGAGUUACAAAGAUGAUGCUGAGAAGGCUGUAAAUAAUCAUCCUUCAGUAUUUAUCAGUUAUUGUUGGAGUAAUUCUAAGGAAGCCUGCAGUGUAACCACCACAGCUACAAAAACAUCUCUAGGGUAUGGAGAUCCUAGAGUUCUAAAAAGGCAUCUUGAGAAAAAUGGAUGCAAGUGCUGGCUUGAUAUUGAACAGAUGGGAAAAAAUGGCCUGUAUCAAGACAUUACAGUAGGAUUACAGAAUGCCAAAGUGUUGGUUCUCUGUGUGUCAGAUGAGUACCUUCAGUCAGAAGCUUGUAUGAUGGAGGCUAGGUUUGGAGCCUAUAAUUUACAGAUGCCAAUGGUUGUAUGCGUUGUAGGAACAGGGAAAGCCUGGAAAUUGUCUGAGGUCAGUUUGAUGAUAAGUAAACAGGGAGAUAUGGCCACUGUAGUAAAGAUGCAGAAAAAAGAAAGUGGAGCUUUUGACCAAGUCCUAGAAUGUGUGAAAAACUACCUACUGCGUCCAGAAACAGCAAAGCAAAGAAAAGUACGGGAAAAACUGGCAAAACUUCAGGCUAAACAGGAUAAAAUGAAACUAGAAGAUAUGGAAAAUGAAUUAAAACAACAAGGAGAUAAUAGGUUUUCUUUCCAGGAAGAAGUUGAGUUGAUACAGAGAAAGUUUUUAAGACAUAUAUCUAAGAUGAUAAGAGGUGAUGAGAUUGGAAUUGAGCUACCAAAACUUUUGGUCCUUGACUUUGUGACUGAAGAUGAAGAUGACAAUGUACAGAAUGUUAUAGAUGACAUGGGUUCACAAGGAAGUCUUGGAGGAGGAUUUUCAAGCUUUAGUUUUUUUUCACAAAGACCAAAGUCUUCUAAGUCUAAAAGAAAACGGACUAAGGAUGAUUGGCAAGAAGAACAAUUCUGUAUUAGAGCACUGUGUGAGGAUGAACAGGGGUGGCAUCUUGUAGGGAAUCCAUUGAUUUUGACUAAUUUGAAGAAAGAUGAAAUCAUGAAGACACUGAAGGAAACAGCUCCAUACCUAGCCAGGAUAUAUGCCAUACUGAAACAAAGCUCUGUCUCCAUGAAUUGUUUGAGUUCCUCGGUUAAAGGAGAACUUUUUAUGGAUUUUAUUAGAAAAGAAGGUAUUGAUACAAAGAAUUUUAGUGAUGCCUACAAGAUGAUCCAUAGAAUUGUUGCAGAACACGAUGACUAUGAACAGUUUAUAAACCAACUUAACAGAUGUUACCUCCAAACGGGGAAGAUUUCUUGGUUGUGUUCUACCCACCAGGGUAGGACUGGUAUAACACUCCUUCCACCUGGUACCGUCAGUAUGCACAGUUCAGGGUAUUCAGUGCUGUAUGACGAAGAUAUAAUGCUAUCAGAAUUCUUAAAAGCAAGCAAGGAUUACCUGAAGUGGAAAGAUGAAGACUUCUUACUGGCCAGGAGACAAUCUAAAGACAGAUUAGUAAAAAGAGACAGUUCUCUCAGGGAAACCAACAAGAAGGAGAGCUUACCCAAGGUUGUAGAGAGCAAGAAAGAGGCUGAAAAGAAUUAUGCUGAGAAAAGUCAGAAUGAGGAGCCAAAAAGCAUACCAAAGGUUGAAGAGAGCAAGAAAGAGGCUGAAAAGAAUGAUGCUGAGAAAAGUCAGAAUGAGAAGCCUAAAUCUGAUCCAAAAUUUGUCCAAGAAAAAGCUCUUAUAUCAAUGAAAGAAAAGCAACCAGAAAUGUCUACAGUUACCCAGGCAGCCACUUUAGCAGACAGGAAAUCAGGAGAUCUCAAAGAUAAAGAAAUCCAACCAGAGAAUAAGAAUCAGAAUCAGUCAACCCCACAGAGGAUUACUCCAGCAUCUAAUACCAAUAGAAGGGGAGAGAAUCAGACGCCACCACAAAGGACAGCUCAUGCAUCUACUGUAAACAGAAAUGGACAGAAACAGGCAGAUGUCAAAGGCGCUAGUACAUGUUCUGUUAUGUAAAAUAAUUGACAUUUCCAGGGAAAGUUUAUAUUAUUGGAAGCAUUUUUUGUUAAAUAUCAGUGCUCAUAAAGAAACUAAGUUCUUUAGAAUAAUUUUUAACUAAAUUUUCAGGGUUUAAUGAAUUGAUGUCUGGCAUUGUUUUAGAUUUUCCUUGUCUUCUUUAUAAAAUAUGAGAUUUCAGUGCUUUUUAGAUAAAAAGUUAAGAUGUAGAAAUACUCGUUAUAUUCUCUACUAGUUUAUAGAAGAUAAUAAGCUCUUCUAAUGAAAAUUCUUUCGAUUAAAGAUAAUUUAUGCCAAAACACAUUCAAAAUACAUAUUGAUAAUAAACAGUGGAUAUAAAAUUAGUUAAUAUAAAGAAUGAAGUUAUUUCCAGCUGAGAUAUUCACUGUUUACUAUGUUUUUUUAGUAAUUGUCUCCCUUGAUAUGAUGUUGUGCAGUAUUUUUUUUGGUAAAAUGGUCAUACAUCAAUACCAACAUAUCAGUCUUUUUAAACAACUGAAGAAAUAGCAGUAAUGUUUUUUUUUUAAUGUUUUCUUUGGUGGGUUGCUGUCCCAUAGUGUUGCAUAUUUAUUACAUGUAUCCUUCUUUUGUAAUUAUUUCAAAAUCUGAUGUUGAAAAAUUAUGUGUAAAUUUACAUAUUUCCAAUGUAAUGUAGUCAAUAUGAAACGUAGACACAUCUUUACCUGAGUCACAUGUAACUUAUUCUCAACUAAUUCCUAUCAGUGAUUUUGUUUCAAGUUCUUCCCUUUAACUAUACAUUUUUAGAUAAAACAGAUAUUUAUUUUGUAUCAUGUUUUCUUUUAUAUUUAUAGUAGUCAGAGAUUACAUCUGGUAUCUGAUAGCCUGUUUUUUGGGCUGGCUUGAGCCAUGGGAUGUCAGAAAACAAUUCAAAUAGAAAACAUAAGAAUUGAGCAUCAAAUUGGGGACACAAAGUUUCUGUCUCAGAAGUACUAUUUUUGUUUAUAUAUUCUAAGAAUUUACCCCCUUUUAGCACAAAGGAAAGCUUUAUUCCCCACAACCCUCUAUUGUAGUCUACAAUUUUCAUUUUGAACAAGUUGUCACCUAAAUGUGUUUUGUUAUUUCAUUUCAUGCACAUGGAAAUGAGAAGUAAAUGUAUACAUAUGUAACUGACUAUCUGCAUAUAUUAACAAGUUUGCCAUAUGAUGCAUCUUUUCUGUUGUAUGCAAAUUAGAUAAUUGACCAACCAAUUUGCAUAAAUUAGUGAACUAUAUUUAUAUUUACAUUGACAUGAGUUGAGAAGUACAAACAGACUCGGAUAUAAUGAUGUCUAUUUGCUGAGAUACUGGUUUACAAAUGAAAGAAUUAUGGUUUUAAAAAAUGAAAAUUGAGAAUUAUGGGCUUAAUAACCAAAGAAAUAAAAAGUCCCCAGUCAGACCCCAAGUUAAGAUUGCUAUGCUCUGUUUCUUAAGUUAUAUAAAAAUGAUACACUUGUAUUGUCUUUUGGACUCAGCAAGUAUAGCUAUUUUAUGGAUCCAUAAAAAUUAUUUUUAUACAAAAGUCAAGUAUUAUCCCCAUGAAUGCUUUAUGUAUGUGGUCAUAAGAGUUGUGUUCUGAUGAAAAAAAAGAGACAUUGUCUGGAAUGUUUUAAUAUAUUAAAAAUCAGCAAUCUUGCAGAAAAAGUUUUUUUUAACUUUUUCUUAAAUAGAUUAGAGAGGAAAAGUAGUAGAACUUGGAGCUAUUUUUUUAUGCCCCUCCUACGAUAGCAGAGGGGCAUUAUGUUUUUCGGUCUGUGCGUGCGUUCGUUCAUCCAUCCAUUCGUCCGUCUGUCCCGCUUCAGGUUAAAGUUUUUGUUCACGGUAGUUUUUGAUGAAGUUGAAGUCCAAUCAGAUUGAAACUUAGUACACAUGUUCCCUGUGAUAUGAUCUUUCUAAUUUUAAUGCCAAAUUAGAGUUUUUAGCCCAAUUUAACGGUCCACUGAACAUAGAAAAUGAUAGUGCGAGUGGAGCACAUUCUUGUUUUUAAAAGUUUCUGACUAUCUGAUUUGAGAUAAAUAAGUAAGGGAUCAUGGUCAGGAAGAGUAGUUUUCCUCAUUUAUUGUCGUGAAUCAAAUGGAGAAAAAUAAAUGUCUAUUGUCAUCUGUUUCUGAUUUGUCUUAAUAGAAUAUUUCAGGGUAAUAGUUAGAUGUUUAUAUUCUUGGUUUACCAGCAUUUAGGGUAAGGUAUUGUCAUUACUUUACUUGUAUUCUUAGUUGCCCAUCUUGCAUCCAUAAUCUUUUGAAAAAUCCUUGUCUUGAACUACUAAUGCAUUCAGAAAAAACAAUGCUUAAAUUAAAUGAUCCUCCGGAAAUGCUUGCUAUGAUUAAACCCUAAAAAUGAAUAGUGCUUAAACUUGCAAUGAGGUGAGAGAUUUUUUGCUCAGUAUUAAAGGCCUUACUGUGACUUACAGAUGAAGAACAGCAAUAAAAGGGCUGUUCCUUUGCUUUUUGUUAUUUUUGCUGUGCAUGUACUGCUUUUGUGUCAUGGAUGGAUACUCCAUAUUCUUUGUUCUUCUAUUAGUUUAUAUCUACUACUUCUAAUCUCCAGUGAUUUCAAAACUGUAUCUAUAAUGUUAUGGUAGAUAUGUAUUUUACAAAAAAUAAAAUCAUGAGUUUUUUAUUAGGAUAAUGGUCUUUCAUUUAGUAUAUUUUAAAACUCAAGGAAGCAGGCAUCAAUAAAAUUGUUAUGUGUUAAUUUAAAGAAGAUAGAUCAUGCGUCAACUGUAAAUAUGAAAAAAAUCUUACAAGAUGUUACUGGAGCAAUGCAUACCUUGGAUCAAUACUUCAUACCUCAUUUGUGAUGGCAAAAAUCUUACUUCAUCAUUGAUAACUGAGCUCACAGAAGCACUGUAUAGAUGAUAGCUGUAAGGAGCUAAAAAUCUUACUUCAUCAUUGAUAACUGAGCUCACAGAAGCACUGUAUAGAUGAUAGCUGUAAGGAGCUAAAAAUCUUACUUCAUCAUUGAUAACUGAGCCCACAGAAGUACUGUAUAGACUGAUAACUGUAAUGUUCUUAAAAUCUCACUUUAUAAUAUUAGCCACGCUCAUAGAAGCUUUGUUGAGACUAAUAGCUGUAAGGGUAUAAAAAUCUCACUUGAUGAUUGAUAAAUGAGUUACAUAAGUUAAUGGAACAUCUGUAGAAAUUUAGUUCCUUGUUGUUAUUUUGUAGAUUUAUUCACUCAGUAGUUUCAUAUAUAUUGUUCCUUUCUUCAAUUUGAUUUUCAUAACAGUAGAUAAUAAUGUUAAAUAUUGCAUUUAUUGUUAAUUUGUUAUUUUUUUAGUCACUGUGAUAACUAUUUAUUUUUAUAUUUUUUACACUUAUUUGAUAUUUUUUAUAUUGUUAUUUAUUACAACAAUCUAUAAAACUUAUUAAUAAUGUAAUCAACUUUUUAUCAAAUCAAUUUAUCUUUACUUGUUAUUGCUAUCUUUUGUUUAUAUAUUUCACUGUUUAUAUAUCAAUGACAUUCCUUUACCAUUGGACCAUUAUUUGAUAAUCAACUUCCUUCAUUCAUUGAAAUGCACCAGUGUUUUUUUUAUUUAUUUCUGUGCAAUAAAUGAAGAAUAGGUUCAAAAAGGUCACAUGAUAGCCCUAAAGUUCUAUUAACAAAGGCAUGAAUAUUUUAAAUAUUUUGAAAUAUAUACCUGGUACCAUUAUAUUGGAUAUUUCAAGAAACUCUAAACUACAUAUGUAUCAUGAUAUAUUUUUAUUGGGAUAAGAUCUAUGAGUUCUGAUAAUUUUCCUGUAAUGUUACAUCAUAUAUACCAGUUAUGUGAAUUUCAGAAGUUGUUUAAAUAUUAUUUUUUUACUUUUUGCACUAAUCAUAUAAUUUUAGAUCUUUUAUUCUUUGUUAAUAAAUUUUUGUUGGAA